This is a messenger RNA of Schistocerca piceifrons (Central American locust), 13500 nucleotides long. RefSeq names its product mucin-17-like. The record is from RefSeq and is a predicted model, not a curated record. Lineage: Eukaryota; Metazoa; Arthropoda; Insecta; Orthoptera; Acrididae. The coding region runs from base 1 to 13500 and encodes 4499 amino acids. The transcript has a single exon.
AUGAUUCUUCUCUUUGCAAACUUGGUACUCUUCGUGCGUGAAAGAAAUUCUUAUGCGUUCGUAGCUGGGAAGCCCGGCGGCCAGGUGGACACAGGUAGUGCGGCGGUCGCGCGCCUAUGCCAACACGCCGCAGACACCACCAACACGCCGCAGACACCACCAACACGCCGCAGACACCACCAACACGCCGCAGACACCACCAACACGCCGCAGACACCACCAACACGCCGCAGACACCACCAACACGCCGCAGACACCACCAACACGCCGCAGACACCACCAACACGCCGCAGACACCACCAACACGCCGCAGACACCACCAACACGCCGCAGACACCACCAACACGCCGCAGACACCACCAACACGCCGCAGACACCACCAACACGCCGCAGACACCACCAACACGCCGCAGACACCACCAACACGCCGCAGACACCACCAACACGCCGCAGACACCACCAACACGCCGCAGACACCACCAACACGCCGCAGACACCACCAACACGCCGCAGACACCACCAACACGCCGCAGACACCACCAACACGCCGCAGACACCACCAACACGCCGCAGACACCACCAACACGCCGCAGACACCACCAACACGCCGCAGACACCACCAACACGCCGCAGACACCACCAACACGCCGCAGACACCACCAACACGCCGCAGACACCACCAACACGCCGCAGACACCACCAACACGCCGCAGACACCACCAACACGCCGCAGACACCACCAACACGCCGCAGACACCACCAACACGCCGCAGACACCACCAACACGCCGCAGACACCACCAACACGCCGCAGACACCACCAACACGCCGCAGACACCACCAACACGCCGCAGACACCACCAACACGCCGCAGACACCACCAACACGCCGCAGACACCACCAACACGCCGCAGACACCACCAACACGCCGCAGACACCACCAACACGCCGCAGACACCACCAACACGCCGCAGACACCACCAACACGCCGCAGACACCACCAACACGCCGCAGACACCACCAACACGCCGCAGACACCACCAACACGCCGCAGACACCACCAACACGCCGCAGACACCACCAACACGCCGCAGACACCACCAACACGCCGCAGACACCACCAACACGCCGCAGACACCACCAACACGCCGCAGACACCACCAACACGCCGCAGACACCACCAACACGCCGCAGACACCACCAACACGCCGCAGACACCACCAACACGCCGCAGACACCACCAACACGCCGCAGACACCACCAACACGCCGCAGACACCACCAACACGCCGCAGACACCACCAACACGCCGCAGACACCACCAACACGCCGCAGACACCACCAACACGCCGCAGACACCACCAACACGCCGCAGACACCACCAACACGCCGCAGACACCACCAACACGCCGCAGACACCACCAACACGCCGCAGACACCACCAACACGCCGCAGACACCACCAACACGCCGCAGACACCACCAACACGCCGCAGACACCACCAACACGCCGCAGACACCACCAACACGCCGCAGACACCACCAACACGCCGCAGACACCACCAACACGCCGCAGACACCACCAACACGCCGCAGACACCACCAACACGCCGCAGACACCACCAACACGCCGCAGACACCACCAACACGCCGCAGACACCACCAACACGCCGCAGACACCACCAACACGCCGCAGACACCACCAACACGCCGCAGACACCACCAACACGCCGCAGACACCACCAACACGCCGCAGACACCACCAACACGCCGCAGACACCACCAACACGCCGCAGACACCACCAACACGCCGCAGACACCACCAACACGCCGCAGACACCACCAACACGCCGCAGACACCACCAACACGCCGCAGACACCACCAACACGCCGCAGACACCACCAACACGCCGCAGACACCACCAACACGCCGCAGACACCACCAACACGCCGCAGACACCACCAACACGCCGCAGACACCACCAACACGCCGCAGACACCACCAACACGCCGCAGACACCACCAACACGCCGCAGACACCACCAACACGCCGCAGACACCACCAACACGCCGCAGACACCACCAACACGCCGCAGACACCACCAACACGCCGCAGACACCACCAACACGCCGCAGACACCACCAACACGCCGCAGACACCACCAACACGCCGCAGACACCACCAACACGCCGCAGACACCACCAACACGCCGCAGACACCACCAACACGCCGCAGACACCACCAACACGCCGCAGACACCACCAACACGCCGCAGACACCACCAACACGCCGCAGACACCACCAACACGCCGCAGACACCACCAACACGCCGCAGACACCACCAACACGCCGCAGACACCACCAACACGCCGCAGACACCACCAACACGCCGCAGACACCACCAACACGCCGCAGACACCACCAACACGCCGCAGACACCACCAACACGCCGCAGACACCACCAACACGCCGCAGACACCACCAACACGCCGCAGACACCACCAACACGCCGCAGACACCACCAACACGCCGCAGACACCACCAACACGCCGCAGACACCACCAACACGCCGCAGACACCACCAACACGCCGCAGACACCACCAACACGCCGCAGACACCACCAACACGCCGCAGACACCACCAACACGCCGCAGACACCACCAACACGCCGCAGACACCACCAACACGCCGCAGACACCACCAACACGCCGCAGACACCACCAACACGCCGCAGACACCACCAACACGCCGCAGACACCACCAACACGCCGCAGACACCACCAACACGCCGCAGACACCACCAACACGCCGCAGACACCACCAACACGCCGCAGACACCACCAACACGCCGCAGACACCACCAACACGCCGCAGACACCACCAACACGCCGCAGACACCACCAACACGCCGCAGACACCACCAACACGCCGCAGACACCACCAACACGCCGCAGACACCACCAACACGCCGCAGACACCACCAACACGCCGCAGACACCACCAACACGCCGCAGACACCACCAACACGCCGCAGACACCACCAACACGCCGCAGACACCACCAACACGCCGCAGACACCACCAACACGCCGCAGACACCACCAACACGCCGCAGACACCACCAACACGCCGCAGACACCACCAACACGCCGCAGACACCACCAACACGCCGCAGACACCACCAACACGCCGCAGACACCACCAACACGCCGCAGACACCACCAACACGCCGCAGACACCACCAACACGCCGCAGACACCACCAACACGCCGCAGACACCACCAACACGCCGCAGACACCACCAACACGCCGCAGACACCACCAACACGCCGCAGACACCACCAACACGCCGCAGACACCACCAACACGCCGCAGACACCACCAACACGCCGCAGACACCACCAACACGCCGCAGACACCACCAACACGCCGCAGACACCACCAACACGCCGCAGACACCACCAACACGCCGCAGACACCACCAACACGCCGCAGACACCACCAACACGCCGCAGACACCACCAACACGCCGCAGACACCACCAACACGCCGCAGACACCACCAACACGCCGCAGACACCACCAACACGCCGCAGACACCACCAACACGCCGCAGACACCACCAACACGCCGCAGACACCACCAACACGCCGCAGACACCACCAACACGCCGCAGACACCACCAACACGCCGCAGACACCACCAACACGCCGCAGACACCACCAACACGCCGCAGACACCACCAACACGCCGCAGACACCACCAACACGCCGCAGACACCACCAACACGCCGCAGACACCACCAACACGCCGCAGACACCACCAACACGCCGCAGACACCACCAACACGCCGCAGACACCACCAACACGCCGCAGACACCACCAACACGCCGCAGACACCACCAACACGCCGCAGACACCACCAACACGCCGCAGACACCACCAACACGCCGCAGACACCACCAACACGCCGCAGACACCACCAACACGCCGCAGACACCACCAACACGCCGCAGACACCACCAACACGCCGCAGACACCACCAACACGCCGCAGACACCACCAACACGCCGCAGACACCACCAACACGCCGCAGACACCACCAACACGCCGCAGACACCACCAACACGCCGCAGACACCACCAACACGCCGCAGACACCACCAACACGCCGCAGACACCACCAACACGCCGCAGACACCACCAACACGCCGCAGACACCACCAACACGCCGCAGACACCACCAACACGCCGCAGACACCACCAACACGCCGCAGACACCACCAACACGCCGCAGACACCACCAACACGCCGCAGACACCACCAACACGCCGCAGACACCACCAACACGCCGCAGACACCACCAACACGCCGCAGACACCACCAACACGCCGCAGACACCACCAACACGCCGCAGACACCACCAACACGCCGCAGACACCACCAACACGCCGCAGACACCACCAACACGCCGCAGACACCACCAACACGCCGCAGACACCACCAACACGCCGCAGACACCACCAACACGCCGCAGACACCACCAACACGCCGCAGACACCACCAACACGCCGCAGACACCACCAACACGCCGCAGACACCACCAACACGCCGCAGACACCACCAACACGCCGCAGACACCACCAACACGCCGCAGACACCACCAACACGCCGCAGACACCACCAACACGCCGCAGACACCACCAACACGCCGCAGACACCACCAACACGCCGCAGACACCACCAACACGCCGCAGACACCACCAACACGCCGCAGACACCACCAACACGCCGCAGACACCACCAACACGCCGCAGACACCACCAACACGCCGCAGACACCACCAACACGCCGCAGACACCACCAACACGCCGCAGACACCACCAACACGCCGCAGACACCACCAACACGCCGCAGACACCACCAACACGCCGCAGACACCACCAACACGCCGCAGACACCACCAACACGCCGCAGACACCACCAACACGCCGCAGACACCACCAACACGCCGCAGACACCACCAACACGCCGCAGACACCACCAACACGCCGCAGACACCACCAACACGCCGCAGACACCACCAACACGCCGCAGACACCACCAACACGCCGCAGACACCACCAACACGCCGCAGACACCACCAACACGCCGCAGACACCACCAACACGCCGCAGACACCACCAACACGCCGCAGACACCACCAACACGCCGCAGACACCACCAACACGCCGCAGACACCACCAACACGCCGCAGACACCACCAACACGCCGCAGACACCACCAACACGCCGCAGACACCACCAACACGCCGCAGACACCACCAACACGCCGCAGACACCACCAACACGCCGCAGACACCACCAACACGCCGCAGACACCACCAACACGCCGCAGACACCACCAACACGCCGCAGACACCACCAACACGCCGCAGACACCACCAACACGCCGCAGACACCACCAACACGCCGCAGACACCACCAACACGCCGCAGACACCACCAACACGCCGCAGACACCACCAACACGCCGCAGACACCACCAACACGCCGCAGACACCACCAACACGCCGCAGACACCACCAACACGCCGCAGACACCACCAACACGCCGCAGACACCACCAACACGCCGCAGACACCACCAACACGCCGCAGACACCACCAACACGCCGCAGACACCACCAACACGCCGCAGACACCACCAACACGCCGCAGACACCACCAACACGCCGCAGACACCACCAACACGCCGCAGACACCACCAACACGCCGCAGACACCACCAACACGCCGCAGACACCACCAACACGCCGCAGACACCACCAACACGCCGCAGACACCACCAACACGCCGCAGACACCACCAACACGCCGCAGACACCACCAACACGCCGCAGACACCACCAACACGCCGCAGACACCACCAACACGCCGCAGACACCACCAACACGCCGCAGACACCACCAACACGCCGCAGACACCACCAACACGCCGCAGACACCACCAACACGCCGCAGACACCACCAACACGCCGCAGACACCACCAACACGCCGCAGACACCACCAACACGCCGCAGACACCACCAACACGCCGCAGACACCACCAACACGCCGCAGACACCACCAACACGCCGCAGACACCACCAACACGCCGCAGACACCACCAACACGCCGCAGACACCACCAACACGCCGCAGACACCACCAACACGCCGCAGACACCACCAACACGCCGCAGACACCACCAACACGCCGCAGACACCACCAACACGCCGCAGACACCACCAACACGCCGCAGACACCACCAACACGCCGCAGACACCACCAACACGCCGCAGACACCACCAACACGCCGCAGACACCACCAACACGCCGCAGACACCACCAACACGCCGCAGACACCACCAACACGCCGCAGACACCACCAACACGCCGCAGACACCACCAACACGCCGCAGACACCACCAACACGCCGCAGACACCACCAACACGCCGCAGACACCACCAACACGCCGCAGACACCACCAACACGCCGCAGACACCACCAACACGCCGCAGACACCACCAACACGCCGCAGACACCACCAACACGCCGCAGACACCACCAACACGCCGCAGACACCACCAACACGCCGCAGACACCACCAACACGCCGCAGACACCACCAACACGCCGCAGACACCACCAACACGCCGCAGACACCACCAACACGCCGCAGACACCACCAACACGCCGCAGACACCACCAACACGCCGCAGACACCACCAACACGCCGCAGACACCACCAACACGCCGCAGACACCACCAACACGCCGCAGACACCACCAACACGCCGCAGACACCACCAACACGCCGCAGACACCACCAACACGCCGCAGACACCACCAACACGCCGCAGACACCACCAACACGCCGCAGACACCACCAACACGCCGCAGACACCACCAACACGCCGCAGACACCACCAACACGCCGCAGACACCACCAACACGCCGCAGACACCACCAACACGCCGCAGACACCACCAACACGCCGCAGACACCACCAACACGCCGCAGACACCACCAACACGCCGCAGACACCACCAACACGCCGCAGACACCACCAACACGCCGCAGACACCACCAACACGCCGCAGACACCACCAACACGCCGCAGACACCACCAACACGCCGCAGACACCACCAACACGCCGCAGACACCACCAACACGCCGCAGACACCACCAACACGCCGCAGACACCACCAACACGCCGCAGACACCACCAACACGCCGCAGACACCACCAACACGCCGCAGACACCACCAACACGCCGCAGACACCACCAACACGCCGCAGACACCACCAACACGCCGCAGACACCACCAACACGCCGCAGACACCACCAACACGCCGCAGACACCACCAACACGCCGCAGACACCACCAACACGCCGCAGACACCACCAACACGCCGCAGACACCACCAACACGCCGCAGACACCACCAACACGCCGCAGACACCACCAACACGCCGCAGACACCACCAACACGCCGCAGACACCACCAACACGCCGCAGACACCACCAACACGCCGCAGACACCACCAACACGCCGCAGACACCACCAACACGCCGCAGACACCACCAACACGCCGCAGACACCACCAACACGCCGCAGACACCACCAACACGCCGCAGACACCACCAACACGCCGCAGACACCACCAACACGCCGCAGACACCACCAACACGCCGCAGACACCACCAACACGCCGCAGACACCACCAACACGCCGCAGACACCACCAACACGCCGCAGACACCACCAACACGCCGCAGACACCACCAACACGCCGCAGACACCACCAACACGCCGCAGACACCACCAACACGCCGCAGACACCACCAACACGCCGCAGACACCACCAACACGCCGCAGACACCACCAACACGCCGCAGACACCACCAACACGCCGCAGACACCACCAACACGCCGCAGACACCACCAACACGCCGCAGACACCACCAACACGCCGCAGACACCACCAACACGCCGCAGACACCACCAACACGCCGCAGACACCACCAACACGCCGCAGACACCACCAACACGCCGCAGACACCACCAACACGCCGCAGACACCACCAACACGCCGCAGACACCACCAACACGCCGCAGACACCACCAACACGCCGCAGACACCACCAACACGCCGCAGACACCACCAACACGCCGCAGACACCACCAACACGCCGCAGACACCACCAACACGCCGCAGACACCACCAACACGCCGCAGACACCACCAACACGCCGCAGACACCACCAACACGCCGCAGACACCACCAACACGCCGCAGACACCACCAACACGCCGCAGACACCACCAACACGCCGCAGACACCACCAACACGCCGCAGACACCACCAACACGCCGCAGACACCACCAACACGCCGCAGACACCACCAACACGCCGCAGACACCACCAACACGCCGCAGACACCACCAACACGCCGCAGACACCACCAACACGCCGCAGACACCACCAACACGCCGCAGACACCACCAACACGCCGCAGACACCACCAACACGCCGCAGACACCACCAACACGCCGCAGACACCACCAACACGCCGCAGACACCACCAACACGCCGCAGACACCACCAACACGCCGCAGACACCACCAACACGCCGCAGACACCACCAACACGCCGCAGACACCACCAACACGCCGCAGACACCACCAACACGCCGCAGACACCACCAACACGCCGCAGACACCACCAACACGCCGCAGACACCACCAACACGCCGCAGACACCACCAACACGCCGCAGACACCACCAACACGCCGCAGACACCACCAACACGCCGCAGACACCACCAACACGCCGCAGACACCACCAACACGCCGCAGACACCACCAACACGCCGCAGACACCACCAACACGCCGCAGACACCACCAACACGCCGCAGACACCACCAACACGCCGCAGACACCACCAACACGCCGCAGACACCACCAACACGCCGCAGACACCACCAACACGCCGCAGACACCACCAACACGCCGCAGACACCACCAACACGCCGCAGACACCACCAACACGCCGCAGACACCACCAACACGCCGCAGACACCACCAACACGCCGCAGACACCACCAACACGCCGCAGACACCACCAACACGCCGCAGACACCACCAACACGCCGCAGACACCACCAACACGCCGCAGACACCACCAACACGCCGCAGACACCACCAACACGCCGCAGACACCACCAACACGCCGCAGACACCACCAACACGCCGCAGACACCACCAACACGCCGCAGACACCACCAACACGCCGCAGACACCACCAACACGCCGCAGACACCACCAACACGCCGCAGACACCACCAACACGCCGCAGACACCACCAACACGCCGCAGACACCACCAACACGCCGCAGACACCACCAACACGCCGCAGACACCACCAACACGCCGCAGACACCACCAACACGCCGCAGACACCACCAACACGCCGCAGACACCACCAACACGCCGCAGACACCACCAACACGCCGCAGACACCACCAACACGCCGCAGACACCACCAACACGCCGCAGACACCACCAACACGCCGCAGACACCACCAACACGCCGCAGACACCACCAACACGCCGCAGACACCACCAACACGCCGCAGACACCACCAACACGCCGCAGACACCACCAACACGCCGCAGACACCACCAACACGCCGCAGACACCACCAACACGCCGCAGACACCACCAACACGCCGCAGACACCACCAACACGCCGCAGACACCACCAACACGCCGCAGACACCACCAACACGCCGCAGACACCACCAACACGCCGCAGACACCACCAACACGCCGCAGACACCACCAACACGCCGCAGACACCACCAACACGCCGCAGACACCACCAACACGCCGCAGACACCACCAACACGCCGCAGACACCACCAACACGCCGCAGACACCACCAACACGCCGCAGACACCACCAACACGCCGCAGACACCACCAACACGCCGCAGACACCACCAACACGCCGCAGACACCACCAACACGCCGCAGACACCACCAACACGCCGCAGACACCACCAACACGCCGCAGACACCACCAACACGCCGCAGACACCACCAACACGCCGCAGACACCACCAACACGCCGCAGACACCACCAACACGCCGCAGACACCACCAACACGCCGCAGACACCACCAACACGCCGCAGACACCACCAACACGCCGCAGACACCACCAACACGCCGCAGACACCACCAACACGCCGCAGACACCACCAACACGCCGCAGACACCACCAACACGCCGCAGACACCACCAACACGCCGCAGACACCACCAACACGCCGCAGACACCACCAACACGCCGCAGACACCACCAACACGCCGCAGACACCACCAACACGCCGCAGACACCACCAACACGCCGCAGACACCACCAACACGCCGCAGACACCACCAACACGCCGCAGACACCACCAACACGCCGCAGACACCACCAACACGCCGCAGACACCACCAACACGCCGCAGACACCACCAACACGCCGCAGACACCACCAACACGCCGCAGACACCACCAACACGCCGCAGACACCACCAACACGCCGCAGACACCACCAACACGCCGCAGACACCACCAACACGCCGCAGACACCACCAACACGCCGCAGACACCACCAACACGCCGCAGACACCACCAACACGCCGCAGACACCACCAACACGCCGCAGACACCACCAACACGCCGCAGACACCACCAACACGCCGCAGACACCACCAACACGCCGCAGACACCACCAACACGCCGCAGACACCACCAACACGCCGCAGACACCACCAACACGCCGCAGACACCACCAACACGCCGCAGACACCACCAACACGCCGCAGACACCACCAACACGCCGCAGACACCACCAACACGCCGCAGACACCACCAACACGCCGCAGACACCACCAACACGCCGCAGACACCACCAACACGCCGCAGACACCACCAACACGCCGCAGACACCACCAACACGCCGCAGACACCACCAACACGCCGCAGACACCACCAACACGCCGCAGACACCACCAACACGCCGCAGACACCACCAACACGCCGCAGACACCACCAACACGCCGCAGACACCACCAACACGCCGCAGACACCACCAACACGCCGCAGACACCACCAACACGCCGCAGACACCACCAACACGCCGCAGACACCACCAACACGCCGCAGACACCACCAACACGCCGCAGACACCACCAACACGCCGCAGACACCACCAACACGCCGCAGACACCACCAACACGCCGCAGACACCACCAACACGCCGCAGACACCACCAACACGCCGCAGACACCACCAACACGCCGCAGACACCACCAACACGCCGCAGACACCACCAACACGCCGCAGACACCACCAACACGCCGCAGACACCACCAACACGCCGCAGACACCACCAACACGCCGCAGACACCACCAACACGCCGCAGACACCACCAACACGCCGCAGACACCACCAACACGCCGCAGACACCACCAACACGCCGCAGACACCACCAACACGCCGCAGACACCACCAACACGCCGCAGACACCACCAACACGCCGCAGACACCACCAACACGCCGCAGACACCACCAACACGCCGCAGACACCACCAACACGCCGCAGACACCACCAACACGCCGCAGACACCACCAACACGCCGCAGACACCACCAACACGCCGCAGACACCACCAACACGCCGCAGACACCACCAACACGCCGCAGACACCACCAACACGCCGCAGACACCACCAACACGCCGCAGACACCACCAACACGCCGCAGACACCACCAACACGCCGCAGACACCACCAACACGCCGCAGACACCACCAACACGCCGCAGACACCACCAACACGCCGCAGACACCACCAACACGCCGCAGACACCACCAACACGCCGCAGACACCACCAACACGCCGCAGACACCACCAACACGCCGCAGACACCACCAACACGCCGCAGACACCACCAACACGCCGCAGACACCACCAACACGCCGCAGACACCACCAACACGCCGCAGACACCACCAACACGCCGCAGACACCACCAACACGCCGCAGACACCACCAACACGCCGCAGACACCACCAACACGCCGCAGACACCACCAACACGCCGCAGACACCACCAACACGCCGCAGACACCACCAACACGCCGCAGACACCACCAACACGCCGCAGACACCACCAACACGCCGCAGACACCACCAACACGCCGCAGACACCACCAACACGCCGCAGACACCACCAACACGCCGCAGACACCACCAACACGCCGCAGACACCACCAACACGCCGCAGACACCACCAACACGCCGCAGACACCACCAACACGCCGCAGACACCACCAACACGCCGCAGACACCACCAACACGCCGCAGACACCACCAACACGCCGCAGACACCACCAACACGCCGCAGACACCACCAACACGCCGCAGACACCACCAACACGCCGCAGACACCACCAACACGCCGCAGACACCACCAACACGCCGCAGACACCACCAACACGCCGCAGACACCACCAACACGCCGCAGACACCACCAACACGCCGCAGACACCACCAACACGCCGCAGACACCACCAACACGCCGCAGACACCACCAACACGCCGCAGACACCACCAACACGCCGCAGACACCACCAACACGCCGCAGACACCACCAACACGCCGCAGACACCACCAACACGCCGCAGACACCACCAACACGCCGCAGACACCACCAACACGCCGCAGACACCACCAACACGCCGCAGACACCACCAACACGCCGCAGACACCACCAACACGCCGCAGACACCACCAACACGCCGCAGACACCACCAACACGCCGCAGACACCACCAACACGCCGCAGACACCACCAACACGCCGCAGACACCACCAACACGCCGCAGACACCACCAACACGCCGCAGACACCACCAACACGCCGCAGACACCACCAACACGCCGCAGACACCACCAACACGCCGCAGACACCACCAACACGCCGCAGACACCACCAACACGCCGCAGACACCACCAACACGCCGCAGACACCACCAACACGCCGCAGACACCACCAACACGCCGCAGACACCACCAACACGCCGCAGACACCACCAACACGCCGCAGACACCACCAACACGCCGCAGACACCACCAACACGCCGCAGACACCACCAACACGCCGCAGACACCACCAACACGCCGCAGACACCACCAACACGCCGCAGACACCACCAACACGCCGCAGACACCAACACGCUGCAGACACCAACACGCUGCAGACACCAACACGCUGCAGACACCAACACGCUGCAGACACCAACACGCUGCAGACACCAACACGCUGCAGACGGAAGCCGUGGACAUUCGCACGCGUGCCCGAGGCAGCGGAAAUGACAAACUUAGAGCGAAAAACAGUUUUGUCACGAUUCUAG